CCAACACAAAAGAAAAUCUGCUGUCGUGAUUCACAAUCUUUGACAUUUACAUUUCUUUGAUUCCGAUGAAAUCUUGACGGUUAGGUUUCCAAUCACCCUUUAAUCGUGGACCCAUCUUGUUGGUUUUCCCCAAUCCAACUCCCAAUCUAGGGUUUUUAGUAUUUCAACCCAUCCCUCCACAUUUCUUGGGUGCCAGUUGAAGAUUUAGGGUUUUUGAGAUUGCUGUCGUUGUUACACAAUAAAUUUUAUACUUUGAGAAUUGAUUCGUUAUUCUUAUGAUCGGUCUAGGUAUUGUUGGCUUAGGGUGGUGGAGGUGACUGCCCUUGCAUCUGCUGCUGUAAACUAGGGUUCUAGAAAUGUUGGCUUUCCGUCGCGGUGGAUUUUAUAUGGGAAACUGUUUCUUUCAUUUGGCUGAAUGGCAUCCGCUGGAAUAGCAAAUUAUAUUGGGGGUUGAAGCCCUCUGUUUUGCAUUUAAUUCAGAUUUUGUGUUUGGCUUUUUUUCUGCUUCACGGUGCGGUUAUUCUAAUGUUGAAUAAGGGCUUAACAUUUGCUAGAGCAAUGGGCUGUUUUGGUUGUUUUGGCUUCAGUCAGAAGCCCAGACAACAAUCAAGGCCUGUUUAUGGUUCUGGGUCAAGUCAGUCCCUGGAACUUUUGUUAGAUGAAGAAAUUGAAGAAGAUGAUUAUUCAUACAAUGGUGAGGUCACAAGCACUGCCAUGGGAGACGAGGGUGAGUUGCAAGGCCGAUCAAAACGACCUGAAGAGAUUUUGAAGUUCAAAGUGGAGAAUGGAUUGAUUUGCAGACAAUUUCCUGUCAAAGAAACAAACAAGCUUAUACGCUCUGAGGAUGAAAAUGGGAAUAAAAUGGUCAAUGAAUAUGUGCGCGAACGUAAGAUUGGUUCUGGUAGCUAUGGCAAAGUGGCUUUAUAUCGGAGAACCAUAGAUGGAAAGAAUUAUGCUAUUAAGGCCUUUCAUAAGUCUCAUUUAUCAAAGGUGCGGGUUGCCCCUUCUGAGACUGCUAUGUCUGAUGUUUAUCGUGAGGUUUUAAUCAUGAAAUCAUUGGAGCACCCUAAUAUAGUUAAUCUUGUUGAGGUGAUUGAUGACCUAAACACAGAUCACUUCUAUAUGGUUCUUGAAUAUGUUGAAGGCAAAUGGGUUUGUGAGGGUUUUGGUGACACACGAGGCAUUGGUGAAGAUACUGCCAGGAAGUAUUUGCGAGAUAUAGUCUCAGGGCUCAUGUAUCUCCAUGCUCAUAAUAUAGUGCAUGGGGAUAUAAAACCUGAUAAUCUGCUGAUUACUAGUGCUGGGACUGUGAAGAUAGGGGAUUUCAGCGUCAGCCAGGUAGUUGAGGAUGGUGACGAUGAGCUUCGCCGCUCUCCUGGAACUCCUGUUUUCACUGCACCUGAGUGCUGUUUAGGUUUAACAUAUCAUGGAAAAGAUGCAGACACAUGGGCAGUAGGCAUUACUCUGUACUGUAUGAUAUUUGGAAAAUAUCCAUUUCUAGGUGAAACACUACAGGAUACAUACGACAAGAUUGUUAACAACCCAUUGAGACUUCCUGAUGAUAUGAACCCGGAGUUAAGAAACUUGCUAGAAGGACUCCUUUGCAAAGACCCAAGACAGAGGAUUACUUUGAAUGACACGGCAGAGCAUACAUGGGUUGUUGGAGAACAUGGGCCCAUCCCUCAGUACUUGUGCUGGUGCAAGCGAAAUACGCUGCAGAGAGAAGAAUUGAAGAAACCAAUGGAAGAUAUGAUACAUAACUGCUACUGACUAUAAAAUUCUCAUGUUCUCCAUUGUUUCAUGUACAGCAGAAAAACUGGUGCUUUUGAGCAGCCUUUUUGGGAUUCUAGAAUUGAUUUUCCUUACAUUAUUGGCCAGCGGGAGACUCACAAACUACUUACAAGGCCUGAAGCAAACUUUUCUGGAAUAUAUCUGAUUUGCACAAUGUAUUUUGUGCACAAAGUGUAGGUAGUAGCAAACUCUGUAUAGUGGUAUAUUGGGUUUCUAAGAGUUCCCCCAUUGUAGUUUUGGAUGUGAAAGCUUUCGGGAUAUGUCUUCAUCAUUUAAUGAGAAACAUUUUGAUAUACUCAGACAUUGCUUCUUGAUUUUAAUGAGAAGCUUUUCGAAGGACUAUGAAUUUUACGGUUGCGGUUUGACUGAGUUUUGUAAUGUUCUGUAAAAGGGUAAAUAAUGUAUAGUUUUUAUC
Rubroshorea leprosula is the source of this 2206-nucleotide messenger RNA. The record is from the annotation of a GenBank genome assembly. Lineage: Eukaryota; Viridiplantae; Streptophyta; Magnoliopsida; Malvales; Dipterocarpaceae.